Molecule: messenger RNA, 954 nt
Organism: Pleuronectes platessa (European plaice)
Lineage: Eukaryota; Metazoa; Chordata; Actinopteri; Pleuronectiformes; Pleuronectidae
Gene: gemin7
Product: gem (nuclear organelle) associated protein 7
Exons: 1
Coding region: 21-413 (130 amino acids)
Biological process (GO): spliceosomal snRNP assembly
Cellular component (GO): SMN-Sm protein complex
Source: RefSeq, a predicted model, not a curated record
UGCUGGUGAAAAGAGUCAACAUGGAUAACACGAUUCCAGUGCCUGUACUCCGUCUGCCCAGAGGACCAGACCCCAACAGCCGCGGAUUUUACCCCAAUUCCCCCCGUUUCAUUGCUCUGUGUCGCCCCUCGAUCUCCACCUCAGCUGCAUCAGAGACGGACCCCGAGCAGCUGCAGAGAGAGCAGCACGCACGGUCUGUGCUGCGGGAGGGCUUCCUCCGGUGUCUGCUCUCCAUGACCAACAAGAAGGUUCAGUUUCACAUGUAUGAGAAGGUGAAGGUGGAGGCCACGUUUGGAGCAUCGGACAUCGACGUGCUGAACUUCAAGGUGUCGAGCUUGCACACGCCCAUCGGGUUGCAGAAAGAGGCGCUGAUCAGGUGUCAGGAUGUGAUUUCAUUUAGUUUUGAUGCAUGAACACCUGAGGAUUCUUUCUGUUUAAAUAGAACAUGUUUUGUAUGAAAAGGUUCGUAUUUGUUUUUGUAAAUAGGAUCUAUUUUCAUAGUGAGAUACUUUACAUAUUUUUUCUGGCUGCACAGUGUUGUCGAAUAUUGCUCUUUUGGUCCUGUCUGUAUUGUUCAUUAGAUCAUACUGAUGAUGUGUGAAUGAGCAAAGAUCCUACAGUAACAAACAGUCCCCCCUUUGUCACCACACGAGGGAGUCCUCUCCCUUUGUUUCAAUGUAAAUGUAAACACCUGACAUGAGCUAAAGCCUGCUCUAGCUUUAGCUGAUGUUAUUGACAGUAAAUGUUGGAUGAUUUAAAAAGAGAUGAUAUUUUGCUGAGGUUUACAUGUUCUUUCAGAAAGUUAAAUAUCCCUGUAAGGCACUUGAUGGUUGAGCAGUUCCAGACAUCCUGUUUAUUUGUAGAACAAUCUACUAUUAAGCCAGAAAGAUGGCAAACUCACUGGUAAUGCUGCCUUGAGGAACAAGAAAUUAAACAAUCAAAGGACAAACAUGA